CCGCGUUCGGUUGUCUUUUGGCCUCCACAGUUGUGAAUCGUAUCGGUGUUGCUGUUGUUGUGGUUUUUGAUUGUUGAGGGCGCAUGCGCAACUGCCACCAGCAAACGGUAAAAAGAGUCAGAAGGGAGAACGUUUAACUUGGCUCAAGAAGAAUCUUUCCCGUGGCAUUUGCCAUACAAAUGUUAGAAAAGUUAAUGAAGUGCAAAAAUGUUUGUCGUUGCAUUACAAUUGCCCACCAGUUACAGCUACAGCUGAACACGGCUACAGCGAACGAAGGCGCCUCCGCAACGCUUUGAUUUGCGCUGCAAUUUGACCCCUCGUGUCCCCUUUUGUUUUUGUGUUUUUUGGUUUUGGUAACGCUUUCGGUUGUAAAGUGAAAAUUGUACAGCAUCCGCCAAGCGCGAAAAAAAGUACGCGCGCGCAUCUCUGUGUGACUCUCCGUGUGCUAAAACAAGAAGACCCCGACUAACUUAACCUUCUUGUACUCCUGCUGACUAGUUGUUGGCGACUAUUUUGGAUUAUACUGGCAUACUUACUUGCCAGCGGAAUAAGAUCAUCACAAGCAUAUCACAAUCAACAAUCAGUACGCACUGUCUACGAGACACAAACACAAUUGGCAACGCAUCAUCAUCAUCAUCAUCAUCAUGGAGCCGAAUCUGAAUCCGCAUCCGAGUGCUAAUAUGCUAAAACAAUUGCUGCUGAAGAAUCAUCAGGACGCCAUCUAUCAAAAUCAAUUGAACUCCCAGCCGCAUUCACUAUCAAUGGCGGAUAGUCGGGAACGCAUACGAGGUCCUUCGCGGGAUGGCAGAGAGUUCUUGACAAGUCCUCGCCAAGUGCUACGUCGUUUGAUGCUUCUAUCGGAGGGUCGCCAAUAUCGUGAAGCUGCUGGCGUGGUGGGGCGACUGGGUCCUUCGGUCUUGCGUUCUGUAAUCGCUGAGCUUCCCCUUGACUUAUUGCUAGAACAUUUGCCACACAGUGCCUAUUUGCUAGAGUCGUUCUUUUCUCGUCUCAUCACACUGAAUACCACACCCAAACCGGAAGUGCCCAGCGAAACAGUUGCCUUUCAGCUAGUACGCCUCUUUGCCAAUCCUCACGAGUCUGGACUACGUCAGCGUUGCACUAAGCUAUUGCAGGCUUUGGCUCAAUAUGAACCCAGUUUGCGUCAGACUCUAAGGGAGCGUCGUCGGAGUUUUGACAAUGCCGUGCAGGGUCUUGGAGUUCAUGGGCUGACUACAGAUGCCUCUGGUCAGUUGAUUUCCCUGCAUGUUGCUCUGAAGACAGAGUUACAACGACAUGUGGACACCUAUAAAAUGGCCAUACAUAAGCUGGAAGAGUUGAGCAUGGUAACUGUCAAUCAGGAUCCGGCUCAUUCUUCGCAUCAGCGUCUCUUGGCCAUCAAUUAUGGCGACAUACAGCAGCGUUUGAUUGACAACAAGACUUUGUUGACUAUGCUGGAUAAGCCGGCAUUGAAACAGCUCUACACUCUGGUGGAGAAUCUCAGCACUCGUGUGGAGAACGACAAAGAUGUGCUCUCCUGCGUGGGUCAGGUGAAGCGUCUAGAUGCCCAGGCCCAUGUGGAGAAGCGUCCAGCCGCUGGACUUCUCAUGAACUUCUCACGUGGCUGUGAGGUAGUUCUCCAUAUGAUGGGACCGGAGAGUGUCCCACCCAGUCCUGUGGCCAUGAAUAAGACAACCACAAAUGGGGGCAGUAGCUGCAGUGAUGGCUAUCAUUCAGAUGAUUCGGCCAGCGAUGAUGGCAGUGAAAUGGUGUCACUCUAUCGAAAUUUGUAUAUCGAGAAUCGAGCAGAUGCCCUGGAGGCGUUGGACAGUUUGCCCCAAUUGAAACAUGUGCACAGUCUGAAGGGUAAAAUACUCUUCUCCAUGAUUGUGCUUUCUUUUCGCCUAUGCCAUGGUAUGCGGGAACGUAAAGUGCUCGAAGUGCGACGAGUUCUCAACUGCGCACUGGAUAGCAGCAAUGAGAGUACUUUGGCAUUGGAUCGAGCUGUGCGCCAUCAUCUGCACGAGACCAUCGAUAGUUUUCCACUGGGAGAGAUUGAACGUUCUGUCUUUAAUCAGGUGUUGUCCACAUUACAUGAGUAUCCCUGCCUGGAGACGUGUCCACCCUUGACGCAUUUCGUGAGUGCCUGUGUGCGUUUGGCUUGGCGUAUGAUCAACCAGAAGGCUCCCUAUUAUUUGGACACAGAUUUUAAUUUGGGAUUUCUACGUCCCGAGAAACAUGAACGCCAUUCACAAUCAGACCGACGUUCGGAUCUGAUAAAGGCUUUUCUCUGGCCUGCUCUUAUGCAGAAUAAUCAGUGUGCCUUUAAAGCCGUCGUGGCCACCUAGAGAAUGACUUUCUUUUAUCUUAGCAUUACCUACACAUAAAUACAUAUGUACUUAUAAAUUAACACUUUGUACAAUAAAAACUUUAACUUUAACCUUAA
Drosophila willistoni is the source of this 2443-nucleotide messenger RNA. RefSeq lists its product as uncharacterized. The record is from RefSeq and is a predicted model, not a curated record. Gene Ontology annotation, biological process: mitochondrial protein catabolic process; mitophagy by internal vacuole formation. Lineage: Eukaryota; Metazoa; Arthropoda; Insecta; Diptera; Drosophilidae. The transcript has 7 exons. The coding region runs from base 645 to 2345 and encodes 566 amino acids. Gene Ontology annotation, cellular component: mitochondrial outer membrane.